AUGCUGAGUAAUGGUUACAUUGCUCGUUAUAAUACAAAGGCUAAUGUUUUUUUUAACCGGACGCGAGAACUCAGAUAUUUCAGAAAUGCAUUUAGUAAUGAGCAACCUCGACUUCAUGUUAUUCUAGGACCUCCUAGUACUGGAAAAACUGCCUUAAUCCGUGAGAUAACUACUAAAAAUGAAAACUUCAGCCCUCUUUUUAUUAACUGCCGUAACGGGCAGUUUGACUCUCCAGAGAAUGUAUAUAAUUCUCUUUCCAUCCAAUUCAAAACACUUGCCGAUAAACAAAUGAAAUACCUGGAGAAAUUGCCAAAUGAGCUGGAGAUCAAGGAUAAGAUUCUUGAUUUUGUCAAUUUUGUUGCUGAAAAAGGAAAGGAAAAAAUUACCUCUGAUAGGGUCAGUGAAUUGCUUAGUAAGAUUGUUGGUACUCUUCGGAUUGGAACUUUUGGAAUGAUUGAAAGUCAAUUGCAAAUUCCACAUGUAACUCCAUAUGUUGUUGGAGAUUUGAGUAUAGGAGAAGCUGAAGAUUAUUUUGAAAAGCAUGUUCUUCCUCAACAUGGAUGUGAAGAACUCAAAGGCAAAUUUGACCAUGUCAGAAGGAUAACGGGUACACGUAUGCUCAUCAUUAAUAUGUAUGUUAGUGAAUACAAAAAUAAUGGAGGGAAACUUGAAUAUGAUGAAUUUUCAGUUUUCAGGCAAGAAGAUGAUAAGUUACGAACUGGUCUUGAUCCUUUUGGUUUUCCAGGCGAGCCUAUUGACCCACUCUGGGAUCGAAAUGAUUUAAUCAAAGUUAUGAAAAAAAUUGUGGAGGCGGAGAAUAAAGGAUUUGUCUUAGAACGGGAUCUGAUUGAAGAAAUUGGAAUAAGAAAACUUCAUUCACUUGUUUAUAAUAAUUUUUUACACCGUCGACAAACCAAUAUGUUUGCCAAUGACAUUAACGCACCAAAUGAAGUAAUUUUGACUGCGAUGAAUCAGCCGUCAUUGCGUGCUAUGGAGCGUCUUCUAAAGAUUCUUGCAUAG
Rhizophagus irregularis DAOM 181602=DAOM 197198 is the source of this 1020-nucleotide messenger RNA. The record is from RefSeq and is a predicted model, not a curated record. Lineage: Eukaryota; Fungi; Glomeromycota; Glomeromycetes; Glomerales; Glomeraceae.